Sciurus carolinensis (gray squirrel) is the source of this 1008-nucleotide messenger RNA. It is a transcript of the gene Gpr119, whose product is annotated as G protein-coupled receptor 119. Gene Ontology annotation, biological process: regulation of metabolic process; adenylate cyclase-activating G protein-coupled receptor signaling pathway. The record is from RefSeq and is a predicted model, not a curated record. Gene Ontology annotation, molecular function: phosphatidylcholine binding; G protein-coupled receptor activity. Gene Ontology annotation, cellular component: membrane. Bases 1 to 1008 code for a protein of 335 amino acids. The transcript has a single exon. Lineage: Eukaryota; Metazoa; Chordata; Mammalia; Rodentia; Sciuridae.
AUGGAGUCAUCUUUCUCAUUUGGAGUGAUCCUUGCUGUACUGGCCUUCCUUAUCAUUGCUACUAAUGCACUAGUGGCUGUGGCUGUGCUGCUGUCAAUCCACAAGAAUGAUGGUGUUGGUCUAUGCUUCACCUUGAAUCUGGCUGUGGCUGACACCUUGAUUGGCGUGGCUAUCUCUGGCCUAGUUGCAGACCAGCUCUCCAGCUCUGCUCAGACCACACAGAAGACCCUGUGCAGCCUACGGAUGGCAUUUGUCACUUCUUCUGCGGCUGCCUCUGUUCUCACAGUCAUGUUGAUUGCUUUUGACAGGUACCUUGCCAUCAAGCAGCCCCUCCGCUACUUUCAGAUCAUGAGUGGGCUUGUGGCUGGGGCCUGCAUUGCCGGGCUAUGGUUAUUGUCUUACCUCAUUGGCUUCCUCCCACUUGGAGUCUCCAUAUUCCAGCAAACCACCUACCAAGGGCCCUGCACCUUCUUUGCUGUGUUUCAUCCAAGGUUUGUGCUGACCCUCUCCUGUGCUGGAUUCUUCCCAGCCAUGCUCCUCUUUGUCUUCUUCUACUGUGACAUGCUCAAGAUUGCCUCCAUGCAUAGCCAGCAGAUCCGAAAGAUGGAACAUGCAGGAUCCUUGGCUGGGGCUUACCGGCCUCCACGGUAUCCAAGUGACUUCAAGGCUGUCCGCACUGUGUCUGUUCUCAUCGGGAGCUUCACUCUAUCCUGGUCCCCAUUUCUUAUCACUAGCAUUGUGCAGGUGGCCUGCCAAGAGUGCCACCUCUACAAAGUGCUGGAACAGUACCUGUGGCUGCUCGGUGUAGGCAACUCCCUGCUCAACCCACUCAUCUAUGCCUAUUGGCAGAAGGAGGUGCGGCUGCAGCUCUACCACAUGGCCCUGGGAGUGAAGAAGGGGCUCACCUCAUUCCUCCUCCUUCUGUCAACCAGGAAUGGUGGGCCAGAGAGACCCAGGGAAAGUUCCUGUCACAUCAUCACUGUGUCCAACUCAGAGCUCGAUGGCUAA